Molecule: messenger RNA, 3636 nt
Organism: Symbiodinium sp. CCMP2592
Lineage: Eukaryota; Dinophyceae; Suessiales; Symbiodiniaceae
Source: the annotation of a GenBank genome assembly
AUGCAACAUCCAGCCCAGCACAAGCCAAAGAGAGGCGGAAGACGUGAGAGGGCCAAGAUGAAACAGUCCAGGCAAGAGGGACUGAUUGGAGCUGGAACUCAGAUUGACAAGUUGAAGCAAAGAGACACAGACGGCGACAUCUCUUUUGAUGUUCGCCAUUGCAAGUGUGGCCAAGUGCACUCAUCAUCAGUGGAGGAUCCUGACCAUGGAGAGAACUCCUGCGUCUUGGACUCUCUAGCCCACUCGGCAAAGAUGGGGUCUAUGAGGGUCACUCCUUUGUGUUUUGCAGGGACGCCAUACUUGAACAUGUUCUCGAAAGCUGCCAUGAGUGUUUACGACCUCAGCCACUUCCAAGUCAAGGAUGCCAUUGCUCAUUUGUUGAGAAAGGACGAAGACUUGUGGGAGAUAGCAACUCGCAAUGGAACAGCGUACAAGAAGCAAUGCACUCUGACGCGACUCCCGGCGUUUUAUGUCAACGGACCCCACAGUCAUGGGACCUUGUCACCAACUGAUCUCUUGAAGCUGCAAAGAGAUGUCGCACAAGGGAAAGCGUUGAAAGGAGAGGUUGAGCUCAGGUGGUUCCUCUACUUGACAGGAUUGAACGUCGUCAUUCACAGGCCUGGAGGAUGCGUGUUGAUCGCAGGAGAAGGCAAGGAUGAUGACGAGCAUCAUAUCUUUAUCACCGGAGGACACUGCUACUUCGUCAAGCCCUCACCUUUCGUUGAUCGACAUGCAGCUGAGCUCACCAGAAUGAAAGAUGCAGCCAAGAAGAUAAGAGAUGACUUGGAAAUCAAGGAGCGCGAGCUCAAAGAGGAUGAAGCCUACGCGAGGAAAGUGGUGCAGGAGCUUUUUCUUGCCGGGCCAUUUCAGUUGAUUGCUAUGAUGUCGGAUGCCGCGGCUUCGUUGGACAUAUGCCGAUCAAUGGAGGUCAGGUCCAAUGCAAGAGCACAACUUGCCGCAAUCAUCAUAAAGUCACUGGAGGCAAGAGACAUGGCCGACGAACAACUAAGCUCUCUAGCCGCUUCGGUAGGUGUUCACGGUGUGAGGUUAGCUCAGGAGAAGGAGUCAGAGAGUUCCUUGAAUGCAUGGCAUACGUUCAUAGGCCAUACUUGCGCCCACGCGUGCACGGGCGCUUGGGCACUAUUGUUCGCCGUCUCCAGGCAGCUGCAAGGAGCCUUGUCAACAGAGGGGCAUGGGUAUGGCACCCUAGCUCACGAUUGUUGUGUGCUGGCUCAAGCAGCAAAGUGGUCCUCCCUAGCGCUGGUUUUUGCAAGUUUGUCAAUGAUGUGGUACAAGGGGAUUGUGCACUCUUGGGGAAGGGUUCACACCAUGACCAUAAUGCAGAGGGUAAGCGACACUUCUCUCAACAUGUGGGGGCUCUCGCCGCCUCCAUCGGAAAGGAGGUUGUGGCGCUUCCGACCUUUGCUUCUUCCUGCGCUGCAUCUGGCAAGCAUUCCAGCACUUUGUCUCUUGGUUCGAAGGCUGAGCAUCCUCUCGACGUGGGAUGCACUCAACGAGGCUUUGUGUUCCUUCGGAGAGUUUUGUGCGGACUUCCAGAACGCCAUCACUUCAGGUCUUGCGGCUCUCAAGUCGAAUCUGGAGAUCCUUGUCUUGAAAUCUCCGGUGCUCUUGCGAGAGGUUGCGACCCAUGGCGACAAGAUCCUAGUCCUAGACCAAUACGACCGAAUAGCACACUCUUCGUUGCGAAGAUGGGCAGGCACCUUGGGCACGCGGUUAGCAGGCAGCAUCGUGGGCCUUUCCGGUUCCGACCAAUUGAGGAGAUGGAGAGACAGGACGGGAUCACAAAUGAUGGACAGGGAGCUGAAGUCCAGGAAUCAGACUUCUGUACUGAGGAGGAUUGGAGAAGUGUGGCACUGCAGCAACUGCAAACAUUUCGCAAUGCAGGCCAAGGCGGAGGUGCACUCCUCUAUCACCUCCGACUUCACGUCGAAAGUCGACAGUCGCCGAGAUUCUCGCAGCUUCCUCAUCUUCUACCGAAGGUUGAGGAGCUACACGGGCACUGAGGCGGAUGGCCCGCUUACGCCGAGAGAACGAACAUGGAUCCAGGAAGUGGGGGACCGACUUUGGCUUGAGUUUCUGGAGUUGACUAUGGAAGAAGAUGGAGGUGUGGAAGAGAGGGGCCAUGGUUCAGGGCCGUCCUUCGUUCCUGAACCAAGGGGCAACCGAGCAGUUGAGUCCGAGGGUGAGGGGUCCAAUGAUGCCACAUCACUGUUCCAAGGCUGGGGCGGUGCUCUUGCCCUGUCUCUGCCUGCGCAUGUGAUUCCUCCGAGUACGGUUCUUGCCGAGCCUCCUCAGUUCUUGAGACUGGUCCAUCGUAGGCUCAGGGAGAUGUGCAGAACGAGUGGACACCAUGUUGCUGGGUUCAUGAGGGCCUUCCGACACCUGACGAAUAGGCGAAGGGACCGGUACUACAUAGUCAACAAUGAGCUUAUCCUCAAUGACUUCCACAUGUACCUCGACAGCCCCAUUGACUGGACGGUGGCCUUGCCGGAUGAGGAGGAAAACUGCUACCAGAUGGCGUGGUGGCUUGAGUCGGAGCUUUGGGUGGAAAGGUCCGAUGAGGUCGAGGAAGGGGCUGGCUGGGAAAGCGACCUGGUGAUGACCGUGCGAAGCGAAGCUGUGAUGGAGGCGGAUGGGAGAUUUGCGUGGAGGAGAGGGGAGGAGAACUCGGUCAAGAGACGCCGAACUAUGACGGGUGACGGCCAACAGCAGGCAAUGUCUUCAACGACUUCCACGGCACCCUCUUCGGAGUUCUUGAAUACCCCUGGGUGGAGGAGCCGGACUGAAUGGCGACGCCUCACGCAGCACACACCCGCCGUGUGCCAAGAGCAAGAGGUGAAGGACAUCGAGCUGGAUGAGAUGGCGGCCUGGGUUGAAGCGGAGUUGUGGGAGCACCGGGUGGAAAGGCUGAUCAGGCAAUAUGGUGACUUCAGUGACGCUUACAUCCAGAGCCGAGCUCGCCUUCAGCUUUCCAGGAGAGUGAGGAUGCGGUGGAGGCUGAACUCUCCGGCGGUCCGUGCGCUGGCAGCGCUGGAUGGAGGUGAUGCCGCCAGCCAGUUGUGCGGAUGCGCGUGCCCGUGGAGGGAGACCUGGUCCACAUGGGAUGAGUCCUGGACCUCUGGUGGAAGAGAUCGUGAUCGACCUCGUGAAGGACGUAGCCGGGGCAGCAAUGGAGCGCCGACGGUGACGACGGGCCACAUGACAGUUGAGGAUGCUGUCUCGAUGUGGUUUCAAACACUUGGAGUCCGGGGGCCGGAGGAUGCCAUUGCUACGACCGCCCUUCCUGAGGGAGGCCGCCAGGACAGAGUUGACAUAAUGAGGGGACUGGGUGCUCAUGAGAUAAAUCUCAUGCAGCUUGGGGUGGUGGCUGUGGAUGACGAACACACGGAAGGGGAGGACAACGAGGAGUCCAUCUACAUGCAGACCAACCUCGUCCUACGUGAUCCUUGGACCAGCACGGUCGAGUUCCUCAACAGCGGGUUGUGUGGAAUGGGGGAUGAUUUCCGGAGGGAGCGGGCCAGACGGCUCAGAGGGAUCCUGCAGCCGGUCUGCAACCAGAUGCCGUGUGCACAGUGGCAGUUACUCUCGUACGGCAGCGGGCAGCUCGCCAGGUGA